GUCGGACAACAAAGGUAGUGUAUAAAGAAACUCGUCGUUCAGACCAGCGUGUCUUCAAACAAAAAACAACUUUCUCGAGAAGCACUUAGACCACGGCUGGUGAUUUCAUUCAGGACACUCAGUGGACAUGUGCCGCGGGGUCAUCUACAGGCUGGUCAGCUUGGUUUGGUUGGUGAAGACUGUAUCAGCUGGUUGUUACUUUCCUUUUGAAGUACAAGGAACAUAUCUUAUCCAAACCCAAGCAUCGGCAGCGUACGGAGGCAGUAUUGUAACUUAUUCAGAAUUAACAAUCGAAGUUGACGCUAUUCCUCCAUGGGGGCGCUGCCAUUUGAAAAGAGGAAACAACGUCAUUGUAAAAGACAGCACCGGUGCCGAAGAUUGUUUGAGGUGUUUUCAUCUAACUUUGAAGACUCCAAAUGUCAUUCAAAUCCACACGGAAGGUCUUGGACGUUGUUACACUAAUGAAGAAGCCGCACGUGCCACGUGUCCAGAUGACAGAGAUGUAUUCGAAAGACGCUUUAAAGAAAUAAUUCUGUACAGAAAACAAGAUCCAGAUAUGGUGUCGAGAAUUCAGGAUAUUUUUUGUCCCAUAAACGGUAUAUAUCGUUUCACCUACACAGCAAACAAUGGAGAAUUUCAGUGUACUCAGUCAUUUUCGGAGCUUAGCAACUGUCCCCAUGGUAACGGUCUAGGCGUCAGCUUCCGACACUGCAAUUUCCCAGACAUGAACGUCCGGUUUCUGUGUUUAGGAGAUUGGGAAGGACCGAAUAAUGACCGUUACCUUGCUCUGAUGGACCUACGAGCAGAGCCGGAAGCAAGACCUAGAUAUCGCUGUGGGUUGUACAGGAAAAAUCCGCAGACAGGUCAAAUUAAAGUCUCUUUGGCAGCAGAUUCAACGUGUACUACUCAGCUACGCAGCUCUUCGGAAGGGUACGAGUCUUUAAUCCUUUCGCCAGUUCCUGAACAGAAACUUCCACCACUAGUUGAUCGAUCACACUGUAGGUUUCCUGACUGGAGCCAGGGGAGGUGGGAGCAUCUCGACGUGGACGGUAGAAAGUUUGUCUUUCGGGACGGCGUGAACUUCCAAACAAUCACCGCUACCUGCAUCCACAGGGAAAACAACACACCUCACGAUCGGUUCCUCGUGUACGCGGUCACACAAUGUGGAGAGGCUUCUUACAAUUGCGUAUGGCUUCAAAGACGCACUAACAACAUUGUUGAACUGAUGAUAGGCUCUAGGCCUAGUUCACACUUCUCAGAGGAUCUGUGUAGAGACCAACAGUUCCCUACUAAAGAAUGGAUCACCGAAGGAAGAACGAAUGUGAAAGAACCGACGACUUGUCCAAUCACAGGAGACUACUUCGGCGUUGUUCCCGACACUACUGGUUUAUGCGCUAAAGUAGCGUCUGAUUGUAAUAAUCCAGACAUCAUGUUCUACUCCGUUAGCAGCUGCGCUAAUAGGUCUCAUGUUUAUGAAGAACGUGUUUACCGCUGUAUCGGAAACUGGGAGGAAAAUGGCGCCCUCUUUACGUUCACUACACGUCAAGACAUAAAAGGUCAUCAGUGCUUCGUAGGAAAAGUAAUGAAGAACGGAGAUGAAGCUUAUAUAAAGGAGGCAGGAGAAACCUGUACUCGAGGGCAGGAUCCCAUCACCGUGGGCAUGAAGAUAACUAAACAAGUAUCUUGUCCACAAGUACCAGUAACAUUUGUGCCCGUCAGGCCACCAUGGAGAUCAGAGCUGACACCUCCUACACAAGACAUUGGGCCCUCUGGCGGUGAUUCGUAUUGGUAUCAGCGCGACAAUGAUCGACCCACCUCUCCACCAAGGAAGACUGAUACAGGACAACCGAGCAAGGAUCCCGCUGGUAAUUCUGGCAUGAAAACUAUAUCAGAUUUUCUACAAGUGACAUACUUGCUUCUCUUGGUGAAAUGUGCAAGAAAAGUAUUAUACGAUUAUUAAGCCUAAAUGUGAUUAUCAACAAACAUCCGCAGUUUUCCCAAACUUUCUUAUUGGUAUAAAACAAGACAAAAGGCCACGGCCUAGUAUCACACACACAAGAAUAAUGUACGAUCGAGACGUUUGGGAAUAAACUGGAAGAAAAGUAUGAGAAAAGAAUUUUGACAGGCAGCUAGCUCCGUGUGAUGAACUUAUAAAAGUGGGACGGACCUGAGCGAACGUGUUCAAAGAAGUGGCAAGUUUUCACUUAAAGAAAAACUAAACAUUUUUUUUUCUACUUCUAACAAUUUAGAGGGAGGUUAAGAAAGUGGACAAUAACGAGAAAAAAUAAAUAUACCGAAUAGCGAAAUGCCUCGAAGGUCAAUUAAUCUAAAAUGUAAACUUAAGUACAGGAUUUUUGAUUGAAAAACUAAAAGGUAUAUCGCCAUUUAUUGAGUGUUUUGAGGGUACUUAAAAUGUAUAAAUGAUUAUCAAGAGAUAAGACUCAUUUAUGAUGAUGGGUUUAAAACAGUUUUAGUAAUACCUCUAUAUCUCUAGCUGUUGGCAUUCUCUUUAGAAAAAAUAAUAAUUAAAUUACAUCACGUAGCAAUAUCGACUGAAGAUGAAUUUUUAAAUGUUUAGCUGAUACUCAAUCAUUCAAAAUCUUCUCGAAUUUUUUAAUAUCAAAAACCCGAUUUUUCCAUAUUGGAUUUAUAUCAUCUACUAGUCUGAUGACAUUUCUACUGAGAUGCUUGCUAUUUAGAUACAUUUCAUUCAUUACACGUUAUUUUUUUU
Molecule: messenger RNA, 2731 nt
Organism: Limulus polyphemus (Atlantic horseshoe crab)
Lineage: Eukaryota; Metazoa; Arthropoda; Merostomata; Xiphosura; Limulidae
Exons: 14
Coding region: 128-1960 (610 amino acids)
Source: RefSeq, a predicted model, not a curated record